AUGCUGGUCAAUCCUCUGCUUCAGUUUGUAUCGUUUCCAUCUGUCCGCUCACCCAGCGCGCUGCGCCCACCACCUCUUAUCUCCUCGUCUCUAUGUGUCUUUUCCCUUCCCUCCCUCUCCCCCCACUCCCCCCCUUUUCCCUACUUCCCAGGGUUUGUCGCCGAGGCAGGGCUGCCAGCAGUGGGAGCAUCGGCAUGGAAAAGGGAGCAGCGAGUGCCACACCUGCCUCGAAUCAUCUCUGCAGCAACCUCGUCAGAAGCUAAGUGUUCUUCCUCCAAGGUCCUCACUCCUCCUGUCUGUUCAGCUCUGUCUCACAUGCUCAUGCCGCCGUCUCUGCUCUCGCUGCAAGGGGACACGCCGAGGGAGUUAGUUGGCGGCAUGGGCAAGGGAGCAGCGAGUUCCUCACUCACGCCACCUGCCUCACGUCUGCACCAACCUCGCCCGAAGCUAAGUGCCCUACCCUCAGGUUCUCACCUUCUCUCCUUCGAGUUCCGUUCUGUCUGCAUGCUCAUGCCACCGUCUCUGCUCUCGCUGCAAGGGGACACGCAGAGGGAGUCAACCACCUUCCCAGCGGAGCUCUCACCAUCCACUAUCGUCUUCCCUGGUCAAAUGCUGCUUCCUUCCCUUCUGCAUCUUGCUUCCUUGCACUCACUUCGUCCAUAUCUGCCCUCCUCCUCCCUCCCUCCAGGUCACUUGGCAGCAUGGGGAGGGGAGGCAUGGGGAAGGAGGCAGGGGCGGCAGCAGAGGUUGCAAGUGGGAUGCUGGGAGCAGCGAGCGCCUCACUCACGCCACCUGCCUCGAAUCGUCACUGCAGCAACCCAUUCCGAAGCUAAGUGCUCCACCCUCCCUUUCCCUUCUGCGUGUCCUUACAUCAUGUUUUGUCUAUCUUGCAUUCUCAUGCACCCACCGCUGCUCUUGCUGCAAGAGGACACCCCCAGGGAGUCAACCACUUCCCCUGAUAGGUGGAGGGGAGGGGCGUGGGGGUCAACACCGCCACUCCCUCGCGCUCCUCCCCUUGUGGCCGUGCAGGUGGCAGUGGUGGGAGGAGGGGAGGGGGGCAGCACGCCGGCUGAGAAGAGAUGGGCGAGUAUCGGGAUUGGGUCGGCCAAACAAGGCGCCAAGGGGGCAGCAGGAGGGCAGGAGGAGGGAGGGCAGCAGAAGGGAGGGCAGGACGAGGGAGUGCAGGAGGAGGGAGGACAGGAGGAGGGAGGACAGGAGGAGGGAGGACAGGAGGAGGGAGGGCAGGAGGAGGGAGGGCAGGAGGAGGGAGGACAGGAGGAGGGAGGGCAGGAGGAGGGAGGGCAGGAGGAGGGAGGACAGGAGGAAGGAGGGCAGGAGGAGGGAGGGCAGUUAAGCCCUUCAGGUUCACUAAGGGGUCUGCGGCUUGUGGAUGUGCCUCCUCCAGUGGCGCCCACCUUUUCUCUUCUUGCAGUGGAGGGGGAGGGCGUGGGGGUCAACACCGCCACUCCCUCGCGCCCCUCCCCUUGUGGCCGUGCAGGUGGCAGUGGUGGGAGGGGAGGGGGGCACCACUCCACUCGGCUGGGAUGGGAUGGGAGAGUAUUGAGAUUGGGUCGACCGAACAAGGCUGAGGGUGGGAGCACUGGAGCAAGGGCUGUGGAGUGGAGUCCACCCUUCUCACUCACCUCCUCCUCUCCUCCCUUUUCCCUUCCCUCCCAGCAGCACCCUUCCAGGACCAUAGUGGAGUCCCGCCCUCCUAAAAAUCCACCUGUCCCCUCCUCUCCCUCCUUCCCAGCAGACUGCAUCAUGGUGCUCUGCAUGGCUCUGGUAGGUACAGGAAGUGGGCUGUCUGCUGCUCCUACAGCUGGCCGGUGGGAGGUGGUGGGUACUGGUGGAGACUGGGUGGUGGAGGUGAGAGGUAGAGGGGGUUGGAUGGUCAGUGCCUCCUCCACUCUACACGCCAUACGAGCUGCUGCUGGGAGUGCCGCCGAUGGGAGUCCUCUGCUGCUGGGGGGAUCACGAUGGGAGGAGCAGCGCCUUGCACCCGCCUUCUCCACUCUCCCGUUGUCCUCCUCUCCUCGCCACUCGUUCCUCUACUCCAGCUGCAGCAGCCCUCCCAAGGGGACCUCCCCAGUAACCCAUUUCCUUGUCGCAGGCCUAAGGAGUGCGGAGAGCGAUCGGAGGCUGUGGUGCUUCAGUGGUGGUAACAGAAAGGAGGCAAGCAUGGGAGCAACUCUCAAUGGAAUACAAGCAUUUGUGAGCCGUCUCAUUGUGGUGAGUGCCCGCCGCGCCCCCUUCUCCUGCACCCAUUUCCUUCCAAUCUUGCCAUUUUUUCUCUCCAUCUUCCUGCUGCCAUCAUCGCGCCACGUCCACUCUUCCGCUUCCUUACACACUCUACUCGUCUUUCAACUUUUGCUGCCCUCGUCCCUUCUGCCGCCCUCUUCUCUUCUGGGAGCAGCCAAGGAGCAGAGGCAACGCAAGAGAAGAGAGGCAGCCGGGACUUCAGGUCAAGGCAAUUCACCUGCGAUCAACAGCAGCGACAGCAGUAGUGGAGAUGACUCCUCAGGAGGCCAGGGAGGGACUACAGGCUCUAGAGGGAUGACGUCUAACCCCCCUGACCUCAAACCUGACCUCAAACCAAACCUCAAACCAGACCUCAAACCUGACCUCAAACCUGACGUCAAGCCUCAACUCAAACCUGACGUCAAGCCUCACCUCAAACCUGACGUCAAACCUGACAUCAAACCUGACCUCAAACCUGACUUCAAACCUGACCUCAAACCUGACCUCAAACCUGACGUCAAACCUGACAUCAAACCUGACCUCAAACCUGACCUCAAACCUUACCUCAAACCUGACUUCAAACCUGACCUCAAACCUGACCUCAAACCUGACCUCAAACCUGACCUCAAACCUGACUUCAAACCUGACGUCAAACCUGACCUCAAACCUGACAUCAAACCUGACGUCAAACCUGACAUCAAACCUGACGUCAAACCUGACGUCAAACCUGAUGUCAAGCCAGACCUCAAACCUGACCUCAAACCUGACCUCAAUCCUGACCUCAAACCUGACCUCAAACCUGACCUCAAACCUGACCUCAAACCUGACCUCAAACCUCACGUCAAGCCUCACCUCAAACCUGACGUCAAACCUGACAUCAAACCUGACCUCAAACCUGACGUCAAACCUGACCGCAAAACUUACCUCAAACCUGACCUCAAACCUGACCUCAAAUCUGACGUCAAACCUGACUUCAAACCUGACGUCAAACCUGACCUCAAACCUGACGUCAAACCUGACGUCAAACCUGACCUCAAACCUGACCUCAAACCUGACCUCAAACCUGACCUCAAACCUGACGUCAAACCAGACGUCAAACCAGACAUCAAACCAGACCUCAAACCUGACCUCAAACCUGACCUCAAACCUGACCUCAAACCUUACCUCAAACCUGACCUCAAACCUGACCUCAAACCUGUGAGAAUGGGGAGUAGGAGGGACCUCAAACCUGACGUCAAACCUGACAUCAAACCUGACGUCAAAUCUGACGUCAAACCUGACGUCAAUCUUGACCUCAAACCUGACGUCAAACCUGACGUCAAACCUGACGUUAAACCAGACCUCAAACCUGACCUCAAACCUGACCUCAAACCUGACCUCAAACCUGACUUCAAACCUGACCUCAAACCUGAUGUCAAACCUGACGUCAAACCUGACGUCAAACCUGACCUCCAACCUGACCUCCAACCUGACCUCAAACCUGACCUCAAACCUGACCUCAAACCUGACUUCAAACCUGACCUCAAACCUGACCUCAAACCUGACGUCAAACCUGACGUCAAACCUGACGUCAAACCUGACCUCAAACCUGACCUCAAACCUGACUUCAAACCUGACCUCAAACCUGACCUCAAACCUGACCUCAAACCUGACCUCAAACCUCACCUCAAACCUGACGUCAAACCUGACCUCAAACCUGACGUCAAACCUGACGUCAAACCUGACAUCAAACCUGACCUCAAACCUGACCUCAAACCUGACCUCAAACCUGACCUCAAACCUGACGUCAAACCUGACGUCAAACCUGACAUCAAACCUGACCUCAAACCUGAUGUCAAACCUGACAUCAAACCUGACCCUCACCUUAAACCUGACGUCAAACCUGACAUCAAACCUGACCUCAAACCUUACCUCAUACCUGACGGCAAACCUUACCUCAAACCUGACCUCAAACCUUACCUCAAACCUGACCUCAAACCUGACGUCAAACCUGACCUCAAACCUACCCUCAAACCUGACCUCAAACCUGACGUUAAACCUGACGUCGAAACUGACGACGAAACUGACUUCAAACCUGACCUAAAACCUGACAUCAAACCUGACGUCAAACGUGACGUCAAACCUCACCUCAAACCUUACCUCAAACCUGACGUCAAACCAGACCUCAAACCUGACCUCAAACCUAACGUCAAACCUGACCUCAAACCUGACCUCAAACCUGACCUCAAACCUAACGUCAAACCUGACCUCAAACCUGACGUCAAACCUGAUAUCAAACCUGACGUCAAAUCUGACCUCAAACCUGACCUCAAACCUGAUAUCAAACCUGAAGUCAAACCUGACCUCAAACCUGAUGUCAAACCUGACGUCGAACCUGACGACGAACCUGACGUCAAACCUGACGUCAAACUUGACAUCAAACCUGAGCUCAAACCUGACCUUCAACCUGACCUCAAACCUGACCUCAAACCUGACCUCAAACCUGACCUCAAACUUGACCUCAAACCUAACGUCAAACCUGACCUCAAACCUGACCUCAAACCUAACGUCAACCCUGACCUCAAACCUGACCUCAAACCUGAUAUCAAACCUGACGUCGAACCUGACCUCAAACCUGACCUCACACCUGAUACUAAACCUGACCUGAAACCUGACCUCAAACCUGACAUCAAACCUGACGUCAAACCUGACGUCAAACCUCACCUUAAACCUUACCUCAAACCUGACGUCAAACCAGACCUCAAACCUGACCUCAAACCUAACGUCAAACCUGACCUCAAACCUGACCUCAAACCUAACGUCAAACCUGACCUCAAACCUGACCUCAAACCUGAUAUCAAACCUGACGUCAAAUCUGACCUCAAACCUGAUAGCAAACCUGGAGUCAAACCUGACGUCAAACCAGACCUCAAACCUGAUAGCAAACCUGACGUCAAACCUAACAUCGAACCUGACGACGAACCUGACCUCAGACCUUACGUCAAACCUGACGUCAAACCUGACCUAAAACCUGACAUCAAACCUGACGUCAAACCUGACCUCAAACCUGACCUCAAACUUGACCUCAAACCUAACACCGCAAACCAGACCUCAAACCUGACCUUAAACCUGACCUCAAACCUGACGUCAGACCUGACCUUUGCUGCGCUCCUCUCUUCUGCUGCGCCCCUCGUUUCUGCUGCCCUCUGUUCUUCUGCUGCCCUUCUCUCUUCUGCUUUCCUCCUCUCUUCUGCUGUCCUCCUUUCUUCUGCUGUCCUUCUCUCUUCUGGUUUCCUCCUCUCUUCUGCUGCCCUUCUCUCUUCUGCUUUCCUCCUCUCUUCUCCUGCCCUUCUCUCUUCUGCUGUCCUCCUCUCUUCUGCUCCUAUUACAGCACCUGGGAAUGAUUGUCAAUGCAAUGACAGCAGGGACUGA
Molecule: messenger RNA, 5652 nt
Organism: Closterium sp. NIES-65
Lineage: Eukaryota; Viridiplantae; Streptophyta; Zygnematophyceae; Desmidiales; Closteriaceae
Source: the annotation of a GenBank genome assembly